This is a messenger RNA of Haliotis rufescens (red abalone), 2283 nucleotides long. RefSeq lists its product as uncharacterized. Lineage: Eukaryota; Metazoa; Mollusca; Gastropoda; Lepetellida; Haliotidae. The transcript has 2 exons. Bases 28 to 2133 code for a protein of 701 amino acids. The record is from RefSeq and is a predicted model, not a curated record.
GAACAGGACCAAAGAGGAACAGAGUUUAUGCUGUCAUUUAUAUACCCCAAGUACGAUGAUGGUAAUCCCAUCCUCCUUAUCUCAGCUGAAGAUAGAGCCUAUGUCACAAUCACCAUCCCACUUCUGAGUCAACGCCUCACAAAGGACAUAGCACCCGGGGAAACAUGGAAGCCUCACCUACCCACAGAGUUGAGGUACACUGAUUAUUUUACAACUGUAGCAUCUGCCGUGAAUGUUACUUCCACAUCACCUGUGACGGUCUACGUCUACGAUGGGUAUAAACGCAGAUCCUCUGGAUACAUGGCACUCCCCCUACACGCGCUGUCCACGUCAUAUGUCGCCGUUACAUACAGUGGUGAGAUAGAGUCUGCUUAUCCUGUGUUACUUCUUGUUGCCAUCAUGGAUGACACCGCAGUGGACGUUUUGUACAGGCUUUCCAGUGGUGAAUGUGAUGAACGUACAACUGGGGAGUCUUCUCGCCAUACCCUCCAAGCGUAUGACGUUUAUGGUCUACGAUGUACUGGGGACUUCACGGGGACGUAUGUUGUGAGUAACAAACCUUUCGUGGUUAUCUCUGGACAUGAGAAUACGCAAAUAAGUGGAAAUUAUAAAGAUACUGUUCAAGAGAUGUUGAUUCCUGUUGAUCAGUUUGGUCUGAGUUAUGUCCUGAUAAGUCAUUAUGGCAGCUCAAGAGGAACCAUUGCCAGAAUCGUUUCAUCCUCUGACAACACUCAGGUCGUGUCCAGUACCGGAGCUACCUUCCCACUAAAUGCAUACGAUUAUGUAGACAUUGACACGGAUGAAAGUGGGCAGCAAUGUAUACACUCAAAUUAUCCAGUCCUGGUAGUUUCCUUCGGUAAGUCAAAAAUUGGGGGAAGUGACAAGUUGAAUUUUGACGCAGCAAUGUAUCUCGUACCCGCAACCAAUAUGUUCACCACAAGCAUCUAUAUUGACUAUGGACUAGCUGCUGAGUUGCACAUAAAUGAAUCUGUGUCUAUCGCCAUUGUGUUUCACAGAGAGGAUACUCCCGACUUUUCAACUUUUACAACUGUCCACGAGGUCAUCUCAAGCUGCCCUUAUCAUGUAUACACAAUGACAGUAACAGCAUGGCCAGUUGCGAUUUCUGGUGGUUCUGUCAAAUUUGGUGCUUACCUCUACGGGAGCAACGUGGUCAGGCACAAUGGAGUGGCUUUUCCUCUCAAUAUGGCCUUUGCCAGUGGACUUGUGUCAACUUCCCUUUCGUCCUUACUUACAACUGAAUCAAGUACCCGCCAGCCUUCGUUCUUGUCCCAGGUUCCGGAUUUAACAUCACCCAUCGAUGGCAUUCAACCUUCGUCUUUGUCUCAGUUUUCGGAGUUAACAUCAACAACAGAUGGCAUUCAACCUUCAUCUGUGUCUCAGGUUCCGGAGUUAACAUCAAUCACCGAUGAAUUCCAUCCUUCGUCUUUGUCUCAGUUUCUGGAUUUAACAUCACCCACCGAUGGCAUUCAACCUUCGUCUUUGUCUCAGUUUCUGGAUUUAAUAUCACUCACAGAUGGCAUGCAAUCAUUCUCUAACUUAAUAGGAGAUAACGAGUUCACAUCAUCAAUGUUUCACAGCAUGACAUCACACACACAUUCCAAACGGACGUCCUCUGCCUCCAUGAAUAUACAACCUACAGGUACACAACAGCAAUCCAGCAUACCAGACAUGCCUCUGACAUCGGCAGUUCAGGUAUCUCCUUUGCCAUAUUCCACGUCGCAUUCGUCAUUUGAAACACAUUCUCCAAGCACCUUACUUCCUGUCACACGAACAGAUGAGACCAGCACCAGUGCAUCUGAACAAGGGUGUGUUUGUCUGUGCAAGGUCCAAGCCCCGUGGAACAUCACAGAGAAGCUGAUUAAGAAGGUACGGGAAGGCAUAAAGGACCUGCUUCUUUUGGACACUACGAAACUCUCCAAGACUAUAAGGAAGCGUACGAGUGCUCAUGACAACAGACCAUGUGCCGUCACUUUAGGAUCUGUCGGAAUAACCUUCCUUCUUCUUACGGUAGUUGUCAUUUUUGUUCCGGAUGUAAUGUCUGCUCUGAGAUUUAUUUGUACUGAAGCCCGAGACCGCCCCAAAGUUUUGCAGUUUGUUCGCAAUGUAAAAUAGUUUAUCUAUGUCUUUGCAAAGACAAAUAUCUUCAGGUGAUUAUGGGCGUGAACAGUUGGGGAGAUAUUUCAAACAAACUGCUUUAUAAGUACAACAUUAAAACUAAGAUCCCGAAAUGAGAAAUGAAUUCGUUCAGCAUUUGUUUUUCAC